Messenger RNA from Anopheles bellator, 2860 nucleotides. It is a transcript of the gene Sec23, whose product is annotated as protein transport protein Sec23A. Gene Ontology annotation, molecular function: GTPase activator activity; zinc ion binding. The coding region runs from base 106 to 2445 and encodes 779 amino acids. Gene Ontology annotation, cellular component: COPII vesicle coat; endoplasmic reticulum exit site. The transcript has 4 exons. Gene Ontology annotation, biological process: endoplasmic reticulum to Golgi vesicle-mediated transport; COPII-coated vesicle cargo loading; intracellular protein transport. NCBI's taxonomy places the organism in Eukaryota, Metazoa, Arthropoda, Insecta, Diptera, Culicidae. The record is from RefSeq and is a predicted model, not a curated record.
GCUUUUGGUACGGAUUGGUUCGUGGAUUCGCAAUCGGAAAAGAUGAUCUAACUGUUGAAGGGUUUUCGCGUCUAAUUUGUGCCAGCUCCCUCGCAGCCCAAAAAGAUGACGACGUACGAGGAAUUCAUUCAGCAGAAUGAGGACCGGGAUGGCAUUCGGUUUACGUGGAACGUGUGGCCGACGAGUCGCAUCGACUCGACGCGCCUGGUCGUCCCGCUCGGCUGCCUCUACCAACCGCUCAAAGAGCGCCCGGAUCUGCCCCCGAUCCUGUACGAUCCGGUUAUUUGCACGCGCACGACCUGCCGUGCCGUGCUGAAUCCGCUGUGCCAGGUCGACUAUCGGGCCAAGCUGUGGGUGUGCAACUUUUGCUUCCAGCGCAACCCAUUCCCGCCCCAGUAUGCCGCCAUCUCGGAGCAGCACCAACCGGCCGAGCUGAUCGCCGGCUUUAGCACGAUCGAGUACACGAUUGCGCGCGCCCCGUGCAUGCCACCGGUGUUCCUGUUCGUCGUGGACACGUGCAUGGACGAGGAAGAGCUGACCGCGCUCAAGGACUCGCUCCAGAUGUCGCUCAGCUUGCUGCCUGCGAAUGCGCUCGUCGGUUUGAUCACGUUCGGUAAGAUGGUCCAGGUGCACGAACUUGGCACCGAGGGGUGCUCGAAAAGUUACGUGUUCCGUGGCACGAAAGACCUGAGUGCGAAGCAGAUACAGGAUAUGCUGGGUAUCGGGCGUGGUCCUGCGACGGGCCAGCAUCCCGGUCAGCACCCGCAGCAACAGCGUGGGCCGGCAGCACCGCCUGUUCCGCCGGCGAACCGCUUUUUGCAACCGCUGCACAAGUGUGAUAUGGCUCUGACCGAUCUGCUCGGUGAGUUGCAGCGUGAUCCGUGGCCGGUGUCGCAAGGCAAACGUUUCCUGCGAUCCACCGGUGCCGCCCUGUCCAUUGCGGUCGGUUUGCUCGAAUGCACCUAUCCCAACACGGGCGGACGCAUUAUGCUGUUCGUCGGUGGCCCGUGUUCCCAGGGUCCCGGUCAGGUGGUGGACGAUGAACUGAAGCACCCGAUUCGGUCACACCACGACAUCCAGAAGGACAACGCCAAGUUCAUGAAGAAAGCGAUCAAGCACUACGAAGCGCUGGCGUUGCGUACGGCCACCAAUGGGCAUUGUAUCGAUAUCUACUCGUGCGCCCUCGAUCAGACCGGGCUGCUGGAGAUGAAGCAGUGCUGCAACUCGACCGGCGGCCACAUGGUCAUGGGCGAUUCGUUCAACUCGUCACUGUUCAAGCAAACCUACCAGCGGGUCUUUGCGGCCGACCAAAAGAACGAGCUCAAGAUGGCGUUCAAUGGAACGCUGGAGGUUAAGUGUUCGCGGGAACUGAAGGUUGAAGGCGGCAUCGGGUCGUGCGUUUCGUUGAACGUGAAGAAUGGCACCGUCUCGGACACGGAAAUCGGUAUGGGUGGCACCGUGCAGUGGAAGCUGUGCACGAUGAGCCCCAACACGACGAUGGCCUUCUUUUUCGAAAUAGCCAAUCAGCAUACGGCCCCGAUACCGCCCGGUGGUCGCGGUUGUCUGCAGUUCAUUUCGCAGUACCAGCACGCCAGCGGACAGCGACGUAUACGCGUAACGACGGUUGCGCGUAGCUGGGCCGACGGAGCGGCCAAUUUGCACAUGAUUUCGGCCGGGUUCGAUCAGGAGGCGGCCGCCGUGCUUAUGUCGCGGAUGGUCGUGUACCGGGCCGAGUCGGACGAUGGGCCCGACACACUGCGCUGGAUCGAUCGGCAGCUGAUCCGCCUGUGCCAGAAGUUUGGCGAGUACGGCAAGGACGACGCAAACAGCUUCCGGUUGGCGGAGAACUUUUCGCUCUUCCCGCAGUUCAUGUACCACCUGCGACGUUCGCAGUUCCUGCAGGUGUUCAACAACAGCCCGGACGAAACCACCUUCUACCGGCACAUGCUAAUGCGCGAGGAUCUCACGCAAUCAUUGAUCAUGAUCCAACCGAUACUGUAUUCUUACUCGUUCAACGGGCCACCGGAGCCGGUGCUGCUCGACACCUCCUCAAUCCAGCCCGAUCGUAUCCUGCUGAUGGACACGUUCUUUCAAAUUCUCAUUUUCCACGGUGAGACGAUCGCGCAGUGGCGCAAAGACAAGUACCAGGACAUGCCGGAGUACGAGAACUUUAAGCAGCUGCUACAGGCACCGGUGGACGAUGCACAAGAGAUUCUCCAGACGCGUUUCCCGAUGCCUCGGUACAUCGACACCGAGCAGGGCGGUUCGCAGGCACGGUUCCUCCUGUCGAAGGUUAACCCUUCACAGACUCACAACAACAUGUACGCCUACGGCCAGAUGGCGGUUCCAAGUGCGGACGGUGGCGCUCCCGUGCUAACGGAUGACGUAUCGCUGCAAGUGUUCAUGGAACAUCUGAAGAAGCUGGCCGUCUCAUCGACCACAUAAGGACGUGUCGAUGACGCAGAACGGCACGGUACGAGGGGGGCGCGGAACGAUCUGUCGCUCAGUGUGCGCGUUUUAAUUAAAAUUUAAAUUGAUCGCCGUGGGACAUCAGUCCAGCAGCGCCCUCCUGCUGCUGCCUAUAUCGCGUGAAACAGUAUAAAUGGAGCAACGCAAUUUUUUUUUUUGUUAUCAAUCAUUUCGAUUUAUGUUUAACAUUAUUUGGCGGGUGCAAGUUUGUUGCGAUAAAAGCAAGUUAAUGAUAGGGCUCGCUACAACGCAAUCACCACCGAUAUGACAAUGUCGGUGAUGAGAUUUGUGUAGCUAAUAAAAUAUAUUAAUAUCAUAUGUACGCACUCUAGUGGUCAAUAAAGCGCAUUUCUCGUAGGGGACGCAAAGCGAAGUUAAUUUCGGAGAAAGA